Molecule: messenger RNA, 1869 nt
Organism: Sporothrix brasiliensis 5110
Lineage: Eukaryota; Fungi; Ascomycota; Sordariomycetes; Ophiostomatales; Ophiostomataceae
Product: splicing factor 3B subunit 2
Exons: 2
Coding region: 1-1869 (622 amino acids)
Biological process (GO): mRNA splicing, via spliceosome
Cellular component (GO): U2-type spliceosomal complex; precatalytic spliceosome; U2 snRNP
Source: RefSeq, a predicted model, not a curated record
AUGGCGGCCCCCAAGAUGACCAAGAACCAGAUGCGGCGAGCGAAGAAGAAGGAGGAGAAGAAGGCCAAGGCAGAGUCUGAGGCGGCGGAUCUACAGUCCACGGAGAAGAACGGCGCAACCGAAUCAACAACCGAAGCUAAGCCUGACACAACUUCACAAGCAGUGGUAGAAAGGGAAAAGAGAGGCAAUGCAAGCGAACCGAAGAAGGAGGGUCCAAGUACCGAUGAACCCAAGGUCGAGCCCGAGAUGAUCCUCGGGGGCUUCGACUACGACGACCCAGCAUUUGCCCAGUUCAAAGACGUCUUCAGCAAAUUCGGUCCCAACCCUGAAGACGACAAUAUCGCACGUGAAGCGAACGCCGGCAACCAGGGUGAAGUUUUCAUGAACGACCACCUGGAGAUGAUUCCUGACGAGGAGGAUGAGGACGGCGGCCGGCUCAAGCUGUCCAAGAAGAAGCGCAAGAAGCUCAACACGCUGUCGAUUGCCGAGCUCAAAGCGCUUGUCCAAAACCCAGAGGUCGUCGACUGGCACGAUGUCUCGUCCUCAGAUCCGCGUCUUCUCGUCGUCAUCAAAGCCCAGAAAAACGUCGUCCCCGUCCCCGGCCACUGGUCCCUCAAACGCGAAUAUCUCUCCAGCAAGCGCGGUGUCGAAAAGCCUCCCUUCCAACUGCCCCCCUUCAUCGCCGAGACUGGCAUCACCGAGAUGCGCGAUGCUGUGCUUGAGAAGCAGGCCGAGCAAACACUCAAGCAGAAGCAGCGCGAGCGUGUUCAACCAAAGAUGGGAAAGCUCGACAUCGACUACCAGAAGCUCUACGACGCAUUCUUCCGCUUCCAGACGAAACCCUCCCUCACCCGCUUCGGCGAUGUAUACUACGAGGGCAAGGAGUGGGAGACGGAGUUCCGCAACUUCAAACCAGGUCCGCUCAGUGAUCUUCUCAAGGAAGCCCUGAAUAUGCCUCCAGGUUUCCCACCACCGUGGCUGCUCCAGCAACAGCGCAUCGGUCCCCCGCCAUCCUACCCGAACCUCAAGAUUCCUGGUCUUAACUCGACACUACCACCAGGCGCUUCCUGGGGCUUUGCUCCAGGACAGUGGGGAAAGCCUCCCGUUGACGAAUACAACCGCCCCCUAUACGGCGGUGAUAUUUUCGGCAUUCAAGGUGCGGACGAUGUUUCGGCUGCCGUUGACGCCAGCCAGGCAUCGGCGGCGGCUGGCGAACCGAUCGAACGGGAGAUUUGGGGAGAGCUGCAACCACCAGGGGAUGACGAGUCUGAGGAAGAGGAAGACGACGACGACGAGGACGAAGACGACGAUGAGGAGGACGAACGUGAUGUGCCGGGCGGCUUGGAGACGCCCAGCGGCUACAUCAGCUCUGUGCCCACCGACCUCCCGACGGGUGUGGAUGCGAACAUUGGAGGCGAGUUCGACCUUCGCAAACAACGGCGCGGAUACGAGACCGAGGAGUCCUCGGCGGGCCGACCUCCACGGUCUGCAUACACAGUCAUCCCCGAACGGCAAGCACAGGCACAUGGCUUCUUUGGCAGCGACCGGACAUACGACCUCUCACGAACAGGCCGCGGUCCAGCUGUGCCUGUACUAGGCCAGGACGACGAUGGUGCACGCAAGCGCAAGAAGCCCGGUGAUGUGGAUGUAGCACUGGAUCCCGACGCACUGCUAAGCAACGAUGGCAUCAGCAAGGACGAGUUGAAGCACCGCUUCGAAGAGGGCCGGCGGGAAGAGGGUGUUGGUGCGCAGUGGCGGCAGUACGACGACGAUCUGACCGAUAUGAUUGCACAAGAGAGCCGCAAGCGGCAGAAGGUGGUUGAGGACCGCAAGACGGAAAAGAAGAAGGAAGCCAAGUACCGUUUCUGA